CAUGUUACAUACAUAUACGUAUUUAUAGUGUACAUUUUGUGAUUAUUAUACUUCGCUAUAUUUUAUAUAUGUAAUAUGAGAUUUAAGAUAAUCAAUAUUAUCAAUUAAGAUAUAAUUGUUUAAGAAAAAAAGAAAGGAAUCUUUUCUAAAAAUAGGUAACUUAGGAUUAAAAGAAACAAUGAAACCUACUUCAAGAGCAAAAAAGAACAAAGUAACUUGUGACAAUAUUGUGAUCUAAAGAUUAUAAAUGGACUACUCGAUUCUAGUAUAAGAAACGAAAGUAACCAAUAAUAGAUAAGUUCCACUGAAUUUUGAUUGAAUAAUACUGUCCAAUCAAAACUAAUAUAUAUUUUAUAUGUUACGAUUUGUAUUAUACGUAUUUUUAUAUAAAUUUUUAGAUAUGAACUAUCUAAUUUAAAAUAACAAUAUUGAAAAACUUAAUAAGAUUCUAUUUUACAAGUUGUAUUUAUUAAAAAAAUAUCACAAAAUAAUGUCUAAAUAUUGUGAUAUAUUGCCUCAAAUACAAAAAGCUGACUUGAAUUUAAAGAUGAUAUUAGAUGAAAUAUCAAAGAUGAGAGUUAAGUGUGCCCAAAUGCAGUUAGAAAUUUUAUGUCUGUAUAAACCGCAAUGUUUACAAAUACUUGAAAUGUUGAAAACAUUAGAACAUAAUCAAAAUCCUUUUAUUGAAUUACCAUUUAUACAAGAAACGCAUUUAUUAGCCGAAAAUACAUCAUGAGUUAUUUAAACUUAUGUUAAUUUAAACAUAUUAAAUAAUAAUAGAUAUUCUUCAUUGUUCAAUUUAUUCACAUUCAAAUUGUUCUUUAUGUUUAUAGUAAUUAUAAAUUACAAGAAAUAGGAUAUUGUUUAAAUAUAUUAUAUUCAAAUUAUAGAAUAUACAUGUAAAAUAUCAAUGCAAGCAUAAAUGUAUUCAUAACAUUCAAAAUGAAUGCAAAUAAUGCAUAAAAAUAUAAUCCAUACUUUUAAUUUAUGUUUAAACCUUUAUAAUUAUAGAUAUUAAUGUAUUUUUGUGUUCAUUAUGGAUAAAAGUUCGAUAAUAAAUUUAAAAAACAAAAAAACUUGUAUUAUAGAAUAAAUCUUAAUUUUUCAUGAUAUAUAUAAACAAUAAUAUAUAUAUUGAAAUCACAAACAAAAUUUAGAAUAUGUUUUUCUUGUAAUCCCAUUUAAUAUUAAUAUUUGCGAUUCAUAUCGCUGGUAAAGAUAUAUUGUAAAAGAGUUCUAUAUAGAUUAUAUUGAUUACUAUAUUUAACACGUUGCCGCAAAUGACGGCUACAGCCGUCCGAUUUUUGGCGAUAUGUAGGCAAAUGACAGCUAUAAUCAUGUUGCACAUGACGACUGACACCCAAUUUUAUAUGGCAGUCAUAAACAAUUGAAAAAAAGAUGUUUCUGAGCACGAUCGUCAAAUUAAAAGUGUGCGACAACGUGUUAAUAAUGAAAAGAUAGCCUCUUGUACAUUUAAUAUUAUAUCAUUAAUUUUGUCUUCAUCCAAAUCAAUCAUAAAAACUUUGACCAUGUUGAUAAAAUAUAUCAUAUUAACCCCUAAGAGCUAAGGAAAAAUUCUACUAUGAUCAUUUAUUAGUAAAAACAUUGAUAAAUCAGAAAUUAAUAUCUUUAUUACCUAGUCUUAUUAUUAUCUUCUACAUUUUUCUAUGACAUUUUCUAUAGUU
Molecule: messenger RNA, 1685 nt
Organism: Vespa velutina
Lineage: Eukaryota; Metazoa; Arthropoda; Insecta; Hymenoptera; Vespidae
Exons: 2
Coding region: 491-736 (81 amino acids)
Source: RefSeq, a predicted model, not a curated record